AAAACCAAAACAAAAAAAACCCGGGCAAAUAGCACGCAUAGCUACGCUUAUUGUUUGGGCUGUUUUGCAAUGGAUGCUUUUUUUUUCCCUCCCCAUAAAUUCUGGCAGUCUUUGUAAUUUUAACAUUGACUAUUACGGUUAUAUUUGUCGGGAGUGAAUCUUAGGUUUGCAGCGUUGGAAAAAAGUUUUAACGGUAGCCGGUUAGCAAACACAAACGGCAUUCGGAUUAGCGAGUGAGCUAGCCAGUUGUCACGUGUAGUUUAGUAUAAUUAUCUGCAUUAUCUUGUUUGCUUAUUUAGCAUUUUCUGUUAUAAAGUUACCCUGAAUUUUUUUUUUUAAACAUGCACGUUUAAUAGCUGCCCGCACUAUGUCUGCACUUCCUCAGAACAAUUUAAAAGAACAGCUGGAGCGGUACAGCAGCGCAGCCGCACGGAACAAGUGUCUGCCCAACUCCAAACCUGGGGCAUUUUGCUUUAAAAAGAAGUCUCCACCAGACAGUGCCAAAGCUGAAGUGCCUCAUAUGCUUCCAGGCAAGGCCAGAACACAGACUUUCAAACCAGGAGCCAACCCAUUUGCAGUGAGCAAACCUAGCCUUGUUGAGCCUUCCAUCAGCAGAUUGCAUAAACCAAAAAACAACAGCCUCGCAGGCACCAAUGGAAGCAAAGAUUUAGAAUUACCUAAAGGUUGCAUCUCAUCUACAAUCUCCUUGGAUGACUGGGACCACUUUGAUGACUUUGAAACUCCAGUCAAGGGAGAAGGAAAAGGACCAAACAAAUACCCAUCACCUAAAUGUGCUGGAGCUCAGAAUUUCAACACUAAGAAUGGACGUUUACCAACAGUAGGAUCUUUUGGACCAUCAGAUGAAGCUUGCUUUGUUUCAACCAGAAUUCUUGCUGUUAAUCAGGGUGGUGCCCAGUCAGGACAUACUAAUGGUGAAUCUCCCAUCAAUACAACAGAACACCUAAUUUCAGUUAAACACAAGUCGCUUCGAAGUGAUGAAGACAAAAGCAUUGACGCUGGAAUUAAUCCUUCUCAUAAAUUUGAGGAGAAUUUCAACUGUUCAACAGAUGAUGCCCUCUUCAGUAUUAUGGAGUCUAUUUGUUGUCUGGUCGACACGAUCCCUGAACAUGAGAUUAUAACCCUUACUUGUGGGACAGAAUUGCUUUUACUGAGAGCUCACAGGAAAAGGAUUGUUGCUGAUGCUGCAUUGCUGGAAAAGCGGCAGUCGGAUCUUCACCCCAGGUCAAUUCGCACAAGAAGUUCUGAUGUCACAAGCCAAGGCAGCCGUUCACCUAUGUGUGUUCAGCUCAGUAAAUCCAAUACUUCUGUUACGUCCCUGGAUUACAACAGCAGUAUCGUUAAAGAUUCAGAUUGCGUCAUCAGUGAUGUGGUUAAAGGAGAUUCCUGCAGCCUGAAUCCCCCUCUCAUACAGUCUGUGAAUCAACACAAGGGAAAGAUCUCAGACCCGAACAAUGAUGAUGAUGGAAACCUUCAGUCUGGAGAAUCUUCCUUGAGUCUGCCCUUCAGUCAUUCAAAUGGUCAGACUGUGAAUCAAGAGAAAAUUGUACAUUUCUUCGCUGCUCAGAAUACAGUGGAGGAAGACCGAAUAAAUGUAGACAGUAAAGCAUUAGUUGGUGUGGAUGGUUUACAAGAUCACAAGGAAUUAGAUGAUAUGGGUGACUUUGACAUUGAUGACUUCAGUGAGAAUGAUAUUCCAGAUUAUUGUGAGGAACCUGCAGUUUUAUCUGUGUCAGGGUGUUCCACUGCACUACCACGGCCAUUAUGCGAAGGACGACUCUCAAACUCCUAUGAUAAAAAAAGUGUUGCCACCACUACUCCUGUUGUAAAUCUUUCGAAACCACGUUUAUAUGUUACAUCCAGGAAUCCAGCACAUGACUGCUUCUGGGGCUUCAACUUUCCCCACUCUCCAGAGAUGAUGAAGAUUUUCCACAAGAAGUUUGGUCUUCAUCAAUUCAGAUUCAAUCAGCUCGAAGCCAUCAAUGCUACUCUGCUGGGAGAGGACACAUUUGUGUUAAUGCCUACAGGAGGGGGUAAAAGCCUUUGCUAUCAGCUGCCUGCCUGCGUCUCUGCUGGAGUGACUGUGGUGAUCUCGCCACUUCGUUCCCUUAUUGUGGAUCAGAUCCAGAAACUUACAACGUUAGAUGUCCCUGCCACUAGCUUGUCUGGGGAAAAAAGUGACUAUGAGGCUGGACGAAUCUACAUGCAGCUUUCUCAGAACGAUCCAGUCAUCAAACUGCUUUAUGCCACUCCUGAAAAGAUCUGUGCAAGUGGGAGGAUGAUCAGUGCUCUGCAGAAUCUGUAUGAGCGAGGUCUGCUUGCUCGUUUUGUCAUCGAUGAGGCCCACUGUGUCAGCCAGUGGGGACAUGACUUCAGGCCAGAUUAUAAGCGGUUGCAUGAACUGCGCCAGAAGUUUCCCAAAGUUCCUAUCAUGGCACUGACAGCCACAGCCACACCUCGGGUCCAGAAGGACAUCCUUAACCAGUUGGCUAUGACUCGACCACAAGUAUUCUCAAUGAGCUUCAACAGGCACAAUCUCAAGUAUUCUGUAAUACCUAAAAAACCCAAGAAGGUCGACGAGGACUGUAUUAACUGGAUCAUGAAACACUAUCCAUAUGACUCAGGAAUUGUGUACUGCCUGUCUCGGAAUGACUGUGACAAUAUGGCAGAUAGUCUUCAGAGGGCAGGUAUUGCAGCACUAGCAUACCAUGCUGGGAUAAAGGACAGUGACCGAGAAUAUGUACAAAACAAAUGGAUCAACCAGGAUGGUUGCCGGGUCAUAUGUGCCACCAUUGCAUUUGGCAUGGGCAUUGACAAGCCUGAUGUACGCUAUGUGAUCCAUGCCAGCCUACCAAAGUCAAUGGAAGGCUACUAUCAAGAAUCAGGCAGAGCUGGCCGGGAUGGAGAAAUCUCCCACUGUGUUCUCUUCUAUUCUUACACUGAUGCCAUUCGCAUCAAAAGACUAAUAGCCAUGGACAAAGAAGGCAACCACCAAUCCAAAGCCACUCACACAAACAACUUGCACAGCAUGGUACAUUUCUGUGAAAAUGUGACAGAGUGUCGGAGGAUCCAGCUUCUUGCAUACUUCGGAGAGCACAAUUUUAAUACGGAUUUCUGCAAGCAGCAUCCAGAGGUCGUCUGUGACAACUGUGCCCGGCCACACCAAUACAAAGCAAGAAAUGUGACUGAGGAUGUGAAGAAGAUUGCGCGGUUCAUACAGGAAAACUGUGAGAAGGUCGGUGGCAAAUUUGCCAGAUCUUUCCAGCAAAACAGACUCACUCUGAACAUGUUGGUUGACAUUUUUCUGGGCUCGAAAAACGCCCGAAUCAAGUCAGGCAUGUAUGGAAUCGGAGCAGCGUACUCCAAACACAAUGCAGAAAGGCUCUUUAAGAAACUAGUGCUGGACCACAUUCUAAUGGAGGAUCUGUAUAUUACUAAUAAUGGACAAGCUGUGGCCUACAUAUCAUCUGGUCUUAAAGCCAAGGACGUCAUCAGUGGCAUCAUGCAGGUGAAUUUUUAUGAGACUGAGUGUGCUUCUAGCAUUAGAAAGCAAAAAGCCACUGUGACCAAGAGUGUCUCGAAGAGGGAGGAAAUGGUGAAGACGUGUCUGAAAGAGCUUAAUGAGCUGUGCAAAAAGCUUGGCAAAGUGUUUGGUCUUCAUUACUACAACAUCUUCUCCACAGCCACUUUGAAAAAGAUUGCUGAAAAACUGUCUGCUGACCCUGAAGUGCUGCUGCAGAUUGAUGGUGUGACUGAGGACAAACUGGAGAAGUAUGGAGCUGAACUCAUUGAACUACUGCAGAAAUAUUCAAAAUGGCAGCUGCUAGAUGAGGAGCAGGCUGAGGGCUCUUUACACACUAUUGAUGAUUAUUGUGAUGAAGAUGGCCACAAGUCUGCCUCCUUCAGGAGCAGCACAGGUCAAGGACAGAAGAGAAAAAAAAAACCACCCUCGUCAAAGAACCCCAAAAGGCGCAGGGGUUACAACAACCAGAACUCCUCUAAAGGUGGAAACUGGUCUUCAUCUAAAGGAAGACCAAUGCAUGCAGAUCGAGUCUCUAAACAUGCUUCUCCAGCAAGGAGGAAACCUGGCUUCAUGGCCCUGCCUAUCCCUCAGAGUGCUCGGAGGCCAUUCCUUAAACCUGCCUUCUCUCAACUUAAUUGAGUCCACAAGCACUGCUUUUUCUCUUUGAGCUAAACCUGUGUAUAUUUGUGUAAAGUAUUUUUGCCUAUAUUUCUUGUCAUGUAUAAAGCCCAUUGUUUGUUUGAAUUUGGUUUGUUAACUAUAUAGUUUAACAAAAGUUUUUUAUUCGUUUUUAUGUUCCUUUUAGAAUGAAAGUAAUUUAAAAUAUUCCCCAAUAUAAAUAACAAAUUUAGAAAUGGCUUUAAUUUCAGAUCACAACUUUGAUGCAAUUAUCAGUUCCAUUUCUUACCCAUUUCUGUAUUUUUUGGCAAAAUGCAUUUUGAAAUGUGCAUCAUGUAAGUAUUCAACUCCUUGAACUUUUCCAAAUUUUGUAGUAUUACAACCUCAAAUUGAAAUGGACUUGAGUUGGGGUUUUAUGCCAUAAAUCUACCCUAAGUAACUAACAUGGAAGUGAAUUUAGUCAUGCUUAAUUAUUUUAAUUAAGCAUGAUUAAAUUCAUGCUUAAUUAUCAGUA
Molecule: messenger RNA, 4673 nt
Organism: Neoarius graeffei (lesser salmon catfish)
Lineage: Eukaryota; Metazoa; Chordata; Actinopteri; Siluriformes; Ariidae
Gene: blm
Product: BLM RecQ like helicase
Exons: 20
Coding region: 368-4180 (1270 amino acids)
Biological process (GO): double-strand break repair via homologous recombination; DNA replication; telomere maintenance
Cellular component (GO): chromosome; nucleus; cytoplasm
Molecular function (GO): DNA binding; four-way junction helicase activity; 3'-5' DNA helicase activity
Source: RefSeq, a predicted model, not a curated record